Laccaria bicolor S238N-H82 is the source of this 579-nucleotide messenger RNA. RefSeq lists its product as uncharacterized. The transcript has 3 exons. The record is from RefSeq and is a predicted model, not a curated record. Gene Ontology annotation, molecular function: structural constituent of ribosome. Gene Ontology annotation, cellular component: mitochondrial large ribosomal subunit. The coding region runs from base 1 to 579 and encodes 192 amino acids. NCBI's taxonomy places the organism in Eukaryota, Fungi, Basidiomycota, Agaricomycetes, Agaricales, Hydnangiaceae.
AUGUUCCCGACUUCCCUCCUGCAGCAAGUGCAGCAGGUCCUCUCUCAGCCCUUCAAACGCUCUCAGUUUGGCCUUUUCCAAGGAAAAAACAAGCAAUACGGGAAUAACGUCCCCUUCUCAAAGCACAAAUCACGGAGGACAUGGCUUCCAAACGUCCAACAAAAGCGCAUUCCAUCCGCAACUCUAGGGAUGCCCAUUAGAGUCAAAUUGACGACAAGGGCGUUAAAGACGAUUAAGAAGCACGGUGGCUUGGAUAAAUAUGUUGAGAAGACCCCGGCCGUGCUCUUGGGCCAUGAAGGAAUGAGGCUACGUCUUAUGUUGAGGGACACACGAAAGGAGGCGAAGGAUGUUAAAGAAGCAAGAAGAAAACCGCCUCCGGAAGAUUCAUUGUUGGCACGAAGGCUGGAUCUAUUGAAGCAGAAGAGAAUGCUAGGUGCUCGCAAACUCACUGACAAGGUGCAACAUACGCUGGAGUCGGCUAGGAUGGCGCGAGAGGAGGCUACCAAGGCUUUGGGGCUGACGAGUCUGGCAAGUCCGGAGCAGACGAUGCAGUAUUUGAGAACGAAGAGGGUCAAAUAG